Ilyonectria robusta is the source of this 2241-nucleotide messenger RNA. RefSeq lists its product as uncharacterized. Lineage: Eukaryota; Fungi; Ascomycota; Sordariomycetes; Hypocreales; Nectriaceae. Bases 1 to 2241 code for a protein of 746 amino acids. The record is from RefSeq and is a predicted model, not a curated record. The transcript is spliced from 2 exons.
AUGCAGCUUCACACUGCCGGGCUGCUGUUGAUCGCAGCAUUGGCUCAGUCGACGUCCGGUGCUGUGUUAUGGGAGAUCCUAAACCGGCGAGCUCCAGAGCACCUUCCGCCAAAUGCCACCACCAUUGCGACUCCUGCAGAAGGCGCAACCCAUUCGCUUACAGCGUCGAUGCACAGACAAGACGGGAGCUCAAUUUCAUCCACUUCAUCCUCCUUAACCUUAACCUCUAUCUCCAUCAACGAGACAUCCUCCUCCCCACCCGUGUCCAAUCAACCCGAGCAGUCGUCUUCGUCGAUUGCGACCUCCGAUCCGAUUUCAACGGCGGCCGCCGUCAAUCAUGACACCAGCCUCGCAUUUUCGCGCUCUCAAGCCGAUCCUCCAUCCUCCAGCUCCUUAUCAACAUCUCUCGAUUCCCUCACGGCGUCGCUUGCCAUACCAGAUUCCCAAUUCGCGACCACCUCCACGACGAUCAAUUCCACAUUGACAGAAGAAGAAAACGGCCGCACGAUAUCCGCAAAUCAAGAACGCCCCCCAUCAACCACAGUCCUAGGCACUACCCCACGAGCCAACACCACCAGAGAGGUCGAUUCGACAAUAAUUCCUUCCCACAAUGGUUCAAUAUCAUCGACAACCCCCUCGUGGAAUGGCACUCAAUCUUAUUAUUCAACGACUAGGCCAACAACCUCUGGACCGCAAUCCGACACGUGCACAGAUCUCCAAGGGGAUGAGCCUGUCACGGUGUAUUCCAUCGUGUUCACAGCUACCGUAACCAUCUAUGGGAACCGCAGUGAUUACACGCCGCCUUACCCAACUAUCGAGACCCCAAACUAUUGUGGCACCGCUUCUUCAGCCCCUCCCCUAGCCACUCGCACGAACGAACCGUUUAUCUCGAGCAUGGGCGGAUUUAUCACAGCCACAAAGGAACCUCCUCUACCUCUGCCGACUUGUUCCGGCCCGUCUCAGUCAGAUUGCUUUGCCGCUGCUAAACCUGGUGAUUCGGAGUCGAGCGACGUUGAAAAGGGCAAGCAUGGAGGCCAAACCCAGUCAUCGCGAAGAGUGACAGUCACGUUUAUCACAACUGACAAAAACCCUUCUGCUGUUUUUCCCUCGGAUCCAGUCCCUAGGUUUGGCCAGUCUGGGAACGUCCCGGGCAUUACAGCUCAGCAACACAAAAGCGCGCCAGCAACCGGUGACGGCCAGGACGAUCCUCAAGACGAUCAUAAGGAGGCGUCGCAAGACAACGCUCACGGCGGCCCUCAGAGUCUGGAGCAGGAACCACAGACGACCUUUGUCAUCACGGCAAAGGCUGGAGAUGUUAUCAUCAAUGGUGAGACGUUUUCUAGCCUACAACCGGACCAGACAACAACAGUAACUGUUAGCCGUGGAAUUUUCACCAUCUACCCUACCGCUGUAGUUGGUGAGGGAGCAACGGUGGAGAAGCCACAACCGGUCGGAACAGCCGUCACCGCCUUAACACCAACGACUGGUAGCGCCGGGGGGCUUUCUGUAACUGUGUCAGGGUCAGAUGUGGUCGUCGACGGUACCAGAAUGGAAAUCCCCCCCUUGGGCACGACAACUACAGUGAGCGGCGAGGCGGUGUCGAUUGGCCCCGGAAAAGUUGUGGUCGAUGGUGAUACGAUCACAUUCCGCGCUGUUGGUGGCUACCAAACUGAUGUUGUCGUCACGGGGGGUGAAAUGUUUACUGCCGUUGGACAAUCUAUCUUCGUCUUCCACUCCACCACCUUGACAUACGGCCCAGGGAUACCGGAGGCAUCCGAGGUUGUGGAUGACGAUACAAUUACGAUUGGCCCCUCUGGCGUAAUUGUAGACGGCACAACAAUAGGGGGCACUUCAGCAGAUGCGACUGAUACUACGUAUGAGAUUGUUGGAGGGGCUACAAUUACCAAGGUCAGUCCUUCGUUUGCAAUUAUCGACGGCACAACCUUUACGAUUGGGCCAAAAGCAAGCAAGGUGACCAAAGUCAUUGGAGGAGAAACUAUCACGAUCGGACCAAGUGGUGUGGUCAUCUCGACGAUGACGCUAAACUACCCGUUCGGUUCGUCGGUUGUAACGACCAUUGAGGCAUCCGCGACGGGAUCAGAUACGGUACCCGUUGAGACGGAGAGGUCGAAAAUGGGGAAUGACGGUGAUGAAGGUAAUGCAGGUUAUUUGCUUCAGCCAAGCCUAGCAGCAGGGAUGACUGGGUUAUGCAUAGCGAUUGGCGUUUGGCUUUGGCUUUAA